Oxyura jamaicensis (ruddy duck) is the source of this 586-nucleotide messenger RNA. RefSeq names its product FXYD domain containing ion transport regulator 2 (gene FXYD2). Gene Ontology annotation, molecular function: sodium channel regulator activity. Bases 120 to 371 code for a protein of 83 amino acids. Gene Ontology annotation, cellular component: membrane. The transcript is spliced from 6 exons. Gene Ontology annotation, biological process: monoatomic ion transport; regulation of sodium ion transmembrane transporter activity. The record is from RefSeq and is a predicted model, not a curated record. NCBI's taxonomy places the organism in Eukaryota, Metazoa, Chordata, Aves, Anseriformes, Anatidae.
GGGCAGCACGCAGCCCCCUGCCCGGCCACCCGGCAGGAUCGGGCACAUCGCAGUGUGAGGAGAGGGGCUGGGCCCUCCUGAUUCCAGGGCUGGGGGGCUCUGGCUGAAAAUGGGGGGAGAUGCAGGGAUGGAUCCCCAGAGUCCUGCAGGAUCGGUUCCUCCGGCGGAGAGCUCCUCGCAGAGAUGUGCCACCAGAGCAAGCGCCCGAGCAGGGCCUGGACAGGUUCAGCUACGACUAUGAGACCAUCCGCAACGGGGGGCUGAUCUUCGCCGUCGUGGCGUUUGUCAUCGGGCUCCUCAUCAUCCUCAGCCAGCGGUUCCACUGCGGAGGGAAGAAGAAGAGGAGACAGGGAAACGAGGAGGACCUGUAGCUGCAGAGCUGCCACGAUGCCAUGGAAGGAGAGCUUGGUCCGAGGCAGAGCUCGGAGCAGUCCUUGCCAAGGGCCACCCCUUGCCCCGCUCCAGUGCCUCCACCAUUCCCCCACUCACCCCGGGCGAGGCCAGGACGCGAAUUGCCCUCGUGCUUUCCCCUCCGUCAGAUCCAGCGAGUGUUUCUUCGUGGCUAAUAAAGAGGUUAAACUUUGUG